Syngnathoides biaculeatus (alligator pipefish) is the source of this 6642-nucleotide messenger RNA. RefSeq names its product pericentriolar material 1 (gene pcm1). Gene Ontology annotation, cellular component: centrosome; ciliary basal body; centriole. Gene Ontology annotation, biological process: centrosome cycle; protein localization to centrosome; cilium assembly. The transcript is spliced from 40 exons. Lineage: Eukaryota; Metazoa; Chordata; Actinopteri; Syngnathiformes; Syngnathidae. The coding region runs from base 159 to 6311 and encodes 2050 amino acids. The record is from RefSeq and is a predicted model, not a curated record.
AAAUCACAAAUAUUUCGUAUAUUCACACCAAUUAAACGCAAAAGAAGAGCAAGCGCGAUUGGGAGCUCUGGAUUUUUCACAUGGAUUCAGCGAGGGAGACGAUUUAAAUAAAACAAAUUCCGCCACGACGUGUUAAGCUACGCUAAGCGGGUGGUAACAUGGCAACCGGAGGGGCUCCUUUUGAUGACAGCGCGGACGAGCUGCACAACUGGAGCGCCACCAACGCCAGCCUCGAGGACAGACUCAACAACAGGGCUUGGGGCAGCGCGCAGCAGAAGAAGGCAAACCGCUCAUCAGAGAAGAACAAAAAGAAGGUGUCGGCUGCUAUGGUGGCGGAAAGCCGCCUGACCAACGACAUUUCACCCCAUUCCAACCCCUGGAGCGGUCGACGCCGACCACUACACAUCAAAUACACCAGCCAGCGCUCAGUCCCAGACCAGGCGGAGAUGGACAAGAUCCACCAGAGGAUUAACUUCUCAGAUUUGGACGAGAGCAUCGGUAGCGACUCCCAAGGCCGCAUCACGGCUGCCAACAACCAGCGGCAGCUAACAUCAGAGAACAAGAAACCCUACAACUUUGUCCCGCUGCAUGUGAACACCAACAAGAGCAAGGAACUACUGCUGCCACCACCCGCCACCUCUGCCCCUUCCACGCCGGCUGUCGCCAAGGAAACCAAGAAGCAAAUCCUGGCAGCGAGGGAGCCCUUCAGCCCCGGGGCUAAUGCUAAGGAAACAACAACACGGGUGACCGGUGCCAACGCCGACAGACUGGCGGCGACAGCACGUGCGGACUUCGAGGGAGGAGCAGCUAGUGUCGACACAGGCCUGCUGGUGAGCAAGCUAUGUCAGAUCCGUGAGUACAUCGGCAAGGCCAGCUCGAUGCGUGACGACCUGGUGGAGAAGAACGAUGUGCCGGCCAAUGUGGAGCGCCUUUCUCACCUCAUCGAGCACCUCAAGGAGCAGGAGAAAUCCUACCUACAGUUCCUGCAGAAAAUCCUGGCACGGGAUAACGACGACGACGAUGUUAGGACCCAAGAUUCUGCUGUGGGUUCCAGCUCCUUGAUUGAGAGCACCUCACUGAACGUCGACGUGAGGUCUUCAGACGCAUCGAGCGCACCGGGGGGCUGGCCUGACUCAUCCAUGCGAGAUCAAAAGGAAGAAUUGGAGAACUUUCGGAAGCAGCACGAGCUCCUGAAGAAGAUGCUAGAGCAGCAGGAUCAGCUCAGGGCCCUGCAAGGCCGCCAGGAGGCUCUGCUGGCCAUGCAGCAGAGCGCCGAGCAAGCGCUUGCCGUCAUUGAGGACGCGGCAGUUGUCACUGAAACUACAGGCAGUGUGUCCGGCCUGAGCAUCACAUCAGAGCUCAAUGAUGAGCUCAAUGAUCUGAUCCAGCGUUUCCACAACCAACUGCGGGAUUCUAAGACAAAGUCUGUCCCUGACAACCGUCGUCAGGCAGAGAGCCUCUCCCUCUCCAGAGAAGUGAGCUGGUCCCGGGCCCCUCGGGUGUCGGGCCCUCCUCAGCAUCGGCCCGUGCUCCACUCAGCAUCUGGGCCUCACGGUGGCCUAGAUGGCGGGGCGACAGCUGCCAGCGCCAAGCUCACAAAGCUCCAGGAGCUCCAAGACAAGAAGGAAACCAUGGACAAGAUCCUACAAGAGCUGCAUUCUCUCAGAGACCAGACUCUCAACAACAACUAUUGCGGUGCUUUGUCAACGCAGCGCAGCUUGAGCACAGGCGGCUCUUCAGACUGUCCGUCUGCUAUGUGCUCAAAUGGGGCUCUGCCAGCUGCUUCUUUUUAUCCCUCGCUUGCACCACACGCAGAGUCUGCCAACUCCACAGACAAACUCAGGAAGCUGAAGGAGGUCCACAAGCGCCUCAACGAGCUCCGGGAAUUGGUGCAGUACUUUCAGCAGACGUCAGACAUGAUGGUGGAUGCCGUGAAUGAAAACAUGAAGGAGGAUGAGGACGAGGAAGUAGAGGAAGAGGAAACUGAAGACAGCUCCAUGCUUGAGGCCAUGUUUGACUCUGAGCAAGAGAAUUGUCAGCCACCGACUAACAUCAGGAACCCACAGUGCAGUGGAAACUGGGGUGACUUGAACUCCCUUGCCAACCGCCGCAGCAUCUCAAGUUGCACCACUGCCAACACUAACAAUCAUGACAGUAGACUCAACACUGAGAUCAACAACCGGUCAGCGGCCAACCUCCGCAGCUUUAAUAUCCCCUCAGCUAAUGAGUGCCAGUACAACAGGGACGCAGCCUACAAUUGGAUGAAGGACAGGGACAGUCACAAUAACGAUGGCUGUGCCAGUGGCGGUACCCGGCCCGGCGGUCCAGACGACGAGGUGUCUGGCUCAAGGUCAAGCAGCAGCCUGACCAACGACCCAGGCUUUUCCCAAGAGGUCCACCAGCAGAAGUCCAAGCAGAAGUUACGGCAGUUGCAGGAGCUUGUUGCUAUGGUUCAGAGCGAUGAUACGGACACCACGACAGCCAACGAGGAGGAAGCUUUGCAACAACGGCAGAAUAACACUAGAGUUAGUUUGGGGGGAACACCAUCUGCUGGACCCAAACAGGAUCCCCGGGGAUCGGAUGCAGCUCUCUACAGCAAGGCCAGGGAGAAGAUCUACAAAGAGAAGCUUCGACAGCAGAAGCAGGCGCUCAAGCAGCUCCACGAGGAGCGUCAGAUGCUUGGUAAGAUCCAAGGCAAGAUCCAGGACCUCCAGUUGACGUGCCCUGACCUGCAGUCCUCCCUGUCCAGUCAAGUGAGCGAGCAGGGUUUAGUAUGGAAGGUUCCGGGCGCGACUUCAACGCCGGCCGCCACACAGCCUUCCUCAUCAGCUGUGGCCAAAAGCAGCCCGGCUGUGCUCAAGCCCACCGCCCCCGAAGCUGCCGCUACUUCAGUACCUGACAACGAGCAGCUCUGGUCGGAGAUGCGUCGCCACCAGAUCGCACGGGAGGAGCUACGGCAGCGGCGCAAGCACCUAGAAUCCCUAAUGGUGGAACAUCAGAGGCGCAGCGGCCUCGCUGAGUCUCCCUGCGGGACUGAUGAGCAAGCGGGUCCCUCCCUGCUCGCUAGUAGUCGGGAUGAAAGGGCUAUGGCCACCUGGGGCUCCACUCCUUGCAACCUGGAUGAAGACGAGGAUGGCGACUACCACUCUGAGCACAGCGGGGAGGAAGAGGACAGCACAGAGAACAGCUCUGCUGAUGAUGGCCACAUCGUGCCUGCCGGCAGGAUUCACUCCAUUUGCACCAAUAGGAAAAACCAAGAAUGCAGUAACCCAGAGCCUCCACCAGGCUUUUCCUCCGAGCAAGCAUCUCCUCGUGUUAAGACCAAGCAGCAACAGCCACCACCGCCUAGAACUUCAAACCAGUCUGCAAGCCAGCCUGCACCCGCAAGACGUCAGGAAAACCUAUGCUGGGCCUCUGAGCUCUCUGUGGCUGAGGGCUCCACCCAGUGGCAGGAGCAGAUCAGUCAGCUCCAGAGACAGCUGGACUUCAGCACCAACAUGUGUCAGACACUGCUGCAGGACCAGCAGAUGCUGUCAUACAUGCUGCAAAGCUUGAUGACGGGCUCAUACAACGUGAUGCCCAACAACAUGACAUCACCGCAGGUCCACCUGGUCAUGCACCAGCUCAACCAGUGUUACAUGCAGCUAUCUUGGCAGCAAACUAAUGUACAAAGACUGAAACAGGUGCUGAAUGAGCUCUUACAACAGCAGCAAGAGCCACAACAACAAAACCAACAACACCUUUCUCCUCACCCUUCCCCUUCAGCUCCAGGAUUUAGCCUCUUCCCUCUCUUCCCUGCUACCGUGGGCGAAUUCCCUCAGGGUGCAAUAAAUGCUAAUCAGGCUGGUCCAGACCAGCAGAAGCAGAACUUGGACGCCAACACCUCCAUCAAACCGGAGUACAUGAGUUUCCCUCCCCCACUCCAGCGUUCACCUCUUAACGUCACUACGGACAGACAACCCACAGGCUGGUCCAAGAACACCUUCCCAAACAACGCUGUCCCGCAUCCUCCUCCUCCAACAAGGGAGCGCCUCCCUUCUUUCUCCCCUCCAAUGUUCCCGUCACCACAGCGACACCACAACCCCCCGACCGAGGGUGAGCGGGCCUCGGAGGCAAGUUUCAGUAGCAUCCCCGACUGUGCCGAUCCUACCACCGUCACCAAGACCUUCAAAACUGGGCGAAAGGCCUCCGCCCAGGCCAAUCUAGCCUCCCGUAGCAAGACAACCUUCCCCAAGAGCCGGCGGAAGAGGGGGAAAGGGCCCAAAAAGAACAAUGAAGGUUUGGAGAGUGACACCCUGAGCAGCACUGCAGAACUCGACCAAGAGAGGGCAGCAUUGUCUCGUCACAAGGAUCAGUAUCUGUUGGACAAACUCACGCAGGAGAAACUCAACAGCAAAACCAAGCUUGGCACCAAGCCAAACGACAUCUCCUCUGCCUAUGCUUGGAGAACACCCUUCCUCUCUAACAGAAUUGCAUGCACAGAAGCACCAGACGCAAGCAGCGACUUCUCCCUGUUCGAGGCGCUCAGGGAGACCAUCUACUCUGAAGUAGCCACGCUGAUAUCCCAGAAUGAGUCGCGGCCUCACUUUCUCAUUGAGCUCUUCCAUGAGCUGCAGUUGCUCAACACGGACUACCUGAGGCAGAGGGCGCUCUAUUCCCUGCAGGACUUGGUCACCAGGCACCUGGCGGAGAAGAGCACUUCCCAGGAGAUGCCACCGUUGGCUGGAGUUCCUUGGGCCGGGGGCUCUCAGUCUGAGCUGACGCCCAGCGAGAGUUCGACGAUCAGUGACGCAGAAAUGGUAGAGAAGAACUUGAAGAAGAAAGACGACAUGGAGUCUGUGGGUAAUGACAGCACCUUGUCUUCUACUAACCUGGAUCCAUUUUCCAAGGAUGAUCUAGGCAACACAGUGAUCCACUUGGAUAAAGCUUUGGCCAGGAUGCAGCAAUAUGAGCGCAUGAAACAGAAAGUGCACACGAGCACCGCCGGGGACUCAGACCACUGCAAUGUUGAACCCGGUGCUUCUGAUGCUGCUGUAGAAUCUACGGACGGCGGUGCCUCUGGUGACGUGCACUCUCCUCAGAUCGACACUGUGCAGCUCAAUCGGCAAAUUAAAGAUAUCAUGACAGAGGUCAUUCCCUUCCUCAAGGAGAACAUGCACGAGGUGUGCACGCCGCAGCUGCUGACGUCGUUGCGCCGCAAGGUCCUGGCACUCACGCAGCAGAACGAUGAAAGCAAAGAGUUUGUGCGCUUCUUCCACCGGCAACUGGGGGGCAUCCUCCAGGACUCUCUCAGUAUCUUCGUGGGCCAAACCCUGAAGGACUGCGGCGAGGACCUACUAGUGGAGGUCUCGGACAUCCUCUUCAACGAACUGGCUUUUUUCCGACUCAUGCAGGACUUGGACAACGGCAUUGCCAUCUCCCCGGAAGCCAGGCAAAACAACACGACGAAGGCUGAGCGGUCUCCUGACGCUAGUCACACUUUGAAGAAAACCUCAGCUGUUGAAGUUAAUGCCUCAGACUCUCCCGAUGAAGACAAGGAUAAAGACGACACCGAGGAGGAGGCUAUUUCUUCUCACCUGCCGAGCAAAAUAAAAAGUUGCGAUGAUGAAGAAGAGGAAGAGGCAGAUGGUGGGGCAAUGCCAGUAUCCAUCAGAGGGCUAUCGAAAGCGGAAACUCAAGCCCUGAACAACUACGGCAGCGGCGAGGACGAGAAUGACGACGACGAGCAAGAGCCGGAGGAGUUCGACGCCGGGCCUGUGGACGUGCAGACGUCCCUGCAGGCUAGCGCGGAGGGCCCGGCGGAGCAGAAGGGCGAAACGGCCGCUGAAGCCAAAGAAGGUGACCCCAAAUUGGCCAACAACAAUGCCGAGAGCAGCGAGUCGUCAGUUGUAAAUUCGCCCGGGCAUGAGCCCGCUGAGGUUGUGCGUCAGAACUCCGAUGAAGGGGAGGACCCAGUCUGUGGUGCUGUUCCUGCUCCAGAGGAAAGUAUCACAAGCUCAGAAGUUCACACGGCCACGAAAGACUCAAACACCACGAGCACACCCGACACCGAAUCCCCCGUCAUGAUCAAUGUCGAUGAAGCGGGAUCCGGCAACAGCAGCCAGAGGACGUCGGACGAAGACGAUUUCGUCAAAGUAGAUGAGCUUCCGAUGCAGCUCCCCGUCAAGUGCCAGGAGGAGCUUCAGCAGAGGAUCUUGGAGGAGCAGCAGACCAACGACCUGCGCGUGGAAAUUCUCAGCGGCGACGCAGAAAUGCUGCCGGGGCUUGUGGGAAAUGAGCACCAUCUUAAGGAACCAGAAUCAGCUGAAUAAUUCAAGAAGUGAACCAUCUCCGAAUGACCUGAUGUAGGUUUUGCACCCUUGAUUCGUUUCCUCUUCUGUUUAAUAUGUUGUUUGUAAUGAUACUUUAAUCACAAAUAGGGUAGUCUUAUAACACCUAAGUUUGUAGUUUUUAAUAAGUGUCUGGUGCGGGCAGGGCUCAAACUCUCGAGACAAGUUCAAAACUUUAGAAACAUUUUUCAGUCAUUGGUUGGGACUGUGAAUUCGAAAGGUUCCUCAUUGUUGUUCUGCAAACUGACUUCCGUGUUCUGACUGUUACGGUUUCAAUAAAAUGUGGGGGCGCUUUAAGAAAAGAUGAAGUUAU